Messenger RNA from Cordyceps militaris CM01, 1323 nucleotides. RefSeq lists its product as uncharacterized. The transcript has 3 exons. NCBI's taxonomy places the organism in Eukaryota, Fungi, Ascomycota, Sordariomycetes, Hypocreales, Cordycipitaceae. The record is from RefSeq and is a predicted model, not a curated record. Bases 1 to 1323 code for a protein of 440 amino acids.
AUGUCCUCCGCAGAAGAUCCGAGCCAUGACGACCGAAUUGAAGCAGACAGCAAUCAAGAGCCAGAAAUUGAAGAUGAAGGAGCUCCAAACACAGUCGCAGCUCGAUUCAUGGCUUUGCUCUCCGGCUGGCCGCUGGGAGCGUCAGCUCAGCCAGCUGAAGGCCCAAGGCCAGAAGUCGGCGUUCCUCAAGAUAUCCUCCGCGGAAAUGGAGACGAGAUCAAACAAGUGUUAAAGAGCAUUGAAGAACUGCAACUCGAAUGCAAUGCAUACCAACGACAAGUAGCCGGCGCGGAACAGUACAUCGCCUGCCAAGAAAGACUUCAUGCCGGGGAAGUAGAGUCUUUACAAGAUAAAAUCGCAAACUACAAGCAAAACAAUAAGACUUCAACAAAGAUUAUCAAGAAACUGGAAGCAAGAGUUGCUGAAAAUGAGGCGCAGCUCAGCAAGGCGUACUCUGGUGCCAUGUCCGCCUGGGCAGAAGACGUGUCGCGCGACAUGCCUGACGACGUGAUCAAAAGCAAGAUCAACUCUUUCUUCCAAGGCGACUUUUUCUCUUGGUGCGCCGACAUGUGUGCUCCAGAAAUUGAAUGGAACAACGCCUACAAGCAAGUCCUUUAUUACUAUAACCUGGUCAACCAAGACUUGCUUUACUUGACUGGUCCCGCCUACUUGUUGUUUAACUACGACGCUCCGGAUGGAAGUAGUUCUCUAGUUCUUCUCCAAGCAGCCUUGGCAAAAACACUGGUCAACACUUUUCUGACGAAUCCGUAUUUUCUUCUCGGCGAUGUCCCUGUUUUACAGGAGAUUGAAAGCGCCCUCGCUCAAAAAUCUCUCAAGGAAGCGACGAAUUGGAGAGUCAAUACCGUCCGAAGCUUGGAGAGAACGUUUCCGUUGGACCCUGAGCAAAUUGAAGUUCAUGUCAACUUAUUCUUGAACACGUUUGGGUUUUUAAUCGAAACCCCGGAUUCAUCUGCCAGGGAGGACUUGGCAAGCUUAUUUGCUCACUUUUCGCAAAUUGCAUUGAAGCUGUGGCAGACACCCACAUCGAUCCGAGUCGUCGGUAUGGAACACAUGGACGAUUGUCCAUUCGUUAAAGGGAAUCUUUAUUGGGAAUGCGAGCCUGCCGUGGCGUCGGCGCUUGGCGAACAGGUGAGCGGGCGCCCGAUUGGUGUGGUUAUCCGGCCAUGCAUCCUGUCGGAUCCCAUCCCAGAGCCCGGUGAACAAAGUACCCCGGUUGUUUGGUCCAAAGCCCUGGCCAAGAUGACAUCUUGGACCGACUUGCCCUCCGGAAUGUACAUCAGUUCCUCCUUUCUUUCGUCGUAA